UGGACCUAUCCUCCAUGAUCUUAUCUAGUUCUUUUUUGAACUCUCUUACAGUCUUGGUCUUCACAACACGGAUUUCAGUGGGAGCUAAAUGCAUAAAUAGCUUUUAGGGAUCUGGACCUGAGUGUUUAUAUGGUUGCUUUGGGCUUUUGAUCACUGGAGAGGAACUUUUAAAUUGCUAAAAAUUAUUUUAAUUGAUUUUUUGUUUUGUUUCAGGGAAUAUUACUUUAUUCACUUUGAGUGAAAUUUACCUCCAGGCAGAAGGCCUGUCCACCAUUUAAUUCCUCAAAUUAGGGCUGAAUUGAAAAGUAAAAAGUGCACAGGUCUCUCUUUGGGACCCUGUGUAUAGGAUGAAUUUCACUGAUUACAUUUUGGUCAUUCUCCAAAACCUAAACUUCUCUUCUAACUGACUUGAUACUGUCCCUUAAAGCUUUACAUCAUGGAAAUCAAGAUUACAGUAUAGAAACACACGUGGUUAUGAGGGUAAGCCAUGUCACUUUCCUCCAGAUGUCUGUUUUUCCUCGCAGAGUUUUGUAUAGCACAGGAGGAAACGGUUGAAGCGGGAUGCAGCAGUACAUCACUAUGGAACAUCUCUGUACAAUGAUAUUAUCAUCUUGCAACAUGGUCAUCGUAUAUUGGAUGAUAGCUCAUUAUUGAAAAAAUGUCUCCCAUAGGAAGCAGUCUAGGGGCUUUCAACUAGGAAUUUCUGACACCCCCUACCGCAACAGUUGCUAUUUCUGAACUAAUUCUCUCACUCUGGGCCUCCGCGUUUCAAUGAGGACUCAGAUAAAAAUAUUUCUCUUCCCCUGGGGGAGGCAUUACAAGGCACUGUUGAGGCCUUUACGCCUCAUUCCCUGGUAAGUGAAUUUUAGCAUGUGUUGUGUAGUUAAUUUUAGAAAAGGUAAUGUCUGUUAUAUGUAGUUAAUAUUUUGUAGCAAAUACUCUCCCAAAUAACUUUGUGUGUAUGUUAAUUAUGUAGUGAUAAUGUAGGACUAUGCUGUAGGACUUGAAAUGUAUGUAAAUAGAGAAUCGACACUUCAUGAGAAGAUACCCACAAUUAUAAAUAUUGGUCCUGUUUCUGCCACCCUUAUUUACCUUCAGUUGUACCUAUCUGUGUGGGUAGCCCAUUGGCUAUUAAACAUAAAGACUGCUUAUGUGCAUCAUACACAGUUAUGGGUAAGGCAUGUAGAAUCUGGGACAUUAUGAGCAAUAGGGUAGUCCCUUUUCUUGAUUUUAUUUUUUCAAUUAUUUUUCUUUUUAAACAGGCCAACUGGAUCUAGAAAAAAGGAGAAUAAAUGUCUGUACUUAGGCUUUCUCAUCGUGGGGGAAAUUGUGCCUCAGGAAGACAAACUGAAUCAUCAGGCAUGGAGCCUACAUUCUGAAGUGAAGGACAGUACUCCUAAAUAAAGAGGAGCCAAUAUACUGUUACACACCCCACAACUUCACCCGUGACCAAGCCUUGUAUGCCAGAGGAUAUUGUUGGACAGAACUAAUAGAUGCCUUGCCAGGAGUUGAUGCCAGCCAUUGGCCCUCCUUGUUUGAGCAUAAGUUCCUUCCUUAUGCACUGCUGGCUUUUGCUGGCAUAAUGUACAUUCCAGCUCUUGGCUGGGAGUUUCUGGCCUCCACCAGACUGACUUCUGAGCUUAAUUUUUUGCUUCAGGAGAUUGAUAACUGCUACCACCGUGCAGCAGAAGGGCGUGCACCAAAAAUAGAGAAACAAAUACAAUCCAAAGGCCCUGGGAUCACAGAGCGGGAGAAAAGAGAAAUAAUUGAGAAUGCAGAAAAGGAAAAAAGCCCUGAGCAGAAUUUGUUUGAAAAAUACCUGGAAAGAAGAGGGCGAAGUAACUUUUUAGCUAAACUUUAUCUUGCAAGACAUUUAUUUAUCAUAUUUUUAAGCAUUAUACCAAUUACAUAUUUAUCCACCUACUAUGCUACGCAGAAGCAAAAUGAGUUUACGUGUGCACUAGGAGAGCCUCCUGACAAAACGAGCAGCUCCAAGUUACACAUCAGGGUGAACUGCAAGCUGCCAGCUGUCCAGCUGCAACGGAUAAUUGCUGGGGUAGACAUUGUCCUCCUCUGCUUCAUGAACUUGAUCAUUCUCAUCAACUUAGUUCACCUUUUCAUAUUCCGCAAGUCUAAUUUCAUAUUUGAUAAACUGAACAAGGUUGGAAUAAAGACCAAGAAACAGUGGCAAAAGUCUCAGUUUUGUGACAUCAAUAUUUUAGCUAUGUUUUGCAAUGAAAAUCGGGACCAUAUAAAAUCCCUGAACCGCUUGGAUUUUAUAACAAAUGAAAGUGAUCUGAUGUAUGAUAAUGUGGUGCGCCAGUUGCUGGCAGCGCUGGCCCAAUCUAAUCAUGAUGUCACGCCAACGAUGCGUGAUUCAGGGAUUCAGACUAUAGACCCCAGUGUCGAUCCAGCAGACAUUGAUGCCAGUGAACAGCUCGUCAUUAAGAGACCUAGGAAGAAGAUGAAAUGGAUCCCAAGUAGCAAUCCACUUCCGCAGCAAUUCAAAGAGCAGUUAGCUAUUAUGAAGGUUGAAAACCACAAACCUGAAAAGCCGAAGCCAGUGCGCAGGAAAACAGCAACUGAUAGCCUUAUCGCUCCUCUGAUAGAUUCCACUUCAAAAACCUUACAGCAAUCAUCAUCUCAUAAAACUGAGUCAAACACCAUCUCCAGCACAGGCAACGAGAAAAAACAUAUACGGCACUUUUCACUGGACGUUCACCCAUAUAUACUUAGCAGUAAAAAACCCAAGCCAGAGAUUCAAGCCAUUGCCUCAAUGCCUACAUCCAAAAGCCAAGAGGGUGGAUUUUUAAACCAAGAGGAAAAUGUCGUAGUUCAUGUCGCCUCUUCUCUCAAAGUCAUCCCACAUCAUGAGAAAGAGAUUCCAUACUCAUCUGAGACAUGCAGAACUGUCCCUGCUGCUGGGACUUACCUCUCCUGUAAUCACAAUCAUAUAGCAACAACUACUGCUGCUGCAACAAAUACAACCCUGAGCCACGUCAAACUAGAACCAACAGCUGCACUGAAUCGUAAUCCUACUCACCCUCUGCUGAACGUCAAUACACUGUAUGAAGAUCACGAGGAAGAGGUUUCCAACCUUACAGACAACAGUAUUCAUUCACCAACCGAUGCAGGGGAAAUACUCUCCAUACCUACCCCAAAGCACAUAAUGAUGGCAACAUUUGAAGAACCAAGGGCAAUAGUGAGUUCUGUGGAGUACUAAAGAUAUAGUGCUGCAUGGAUAUAACCUAAUGGUUAGGUCCAGUACCACUGUAAUGGAACCCUCAACAAUGCAAUUCACUGCAUGAGCAUGGAGAGUUUUAAUACAGACCAUAGGCUUUGGUAAUACCACAAAUUGAUUUUUCAGGAUAGCAUCAUCACCACUGUCACUAGUUUGCAAAAUAGAAUAAUAAAAAAAAAUCGGAUGAAAGUACACCUUUACCUCCAAGAGCAUCCAAGCACAAAAAGUUAGCUGUAGCUUCAUCAAAUAAAUAUGGAUCAAUACAACUUUUGAAACACUAAAAGAGUUUGAUGGCAUGUCACAGUGGUUUUUACAGAGCACUUGUAUCCUUUGUAUUUACAAUGGCUAAUUAAAGUUAAAUAGAUAUUGGUGAGGUGUAUCUUCUAUUUUAAUGGCAGGAGUUAAAUAAGAGUUUAAUAAUAAGGAAAAUAUAUUUUUCUCCAUGGACUUUAUGAAAAAGACAUAUGCAAGAAACAUUUUUUUUUUGUUUCUUUGGCUCACUUGUGUUGGGCUUGAUGGAGGUUUAGGAUAAGGGCUUACUAACACCAGCAUAUAGUGCAAAAAGGAUUGAAAUGCUUCAGUCCGUUGAAUUUGUGAGUGAGAGGUAUGCCCUGCCCUUUAACAAGCUUAUAUGUCAAUGGAAGAUGAUGAAAUGAAGAGUUUAUUUUCUUAAAUAUAUUUUACCAUUGAAAAAUUACUUUAAUAGCUUUUCAAAUCAGGUUUUGCUUUUAUCAAAAUAGAGAGAAGAGGGUCAUUCUAGCAGCUUAUUUUUGCAUAGUCUAUUUAUGAACCAAGUUAGAAACUUUCAAAGGUGCUUCACUGAUAUGAAAAAAUCCUACAAUGGUGAUGCAGUGUAAAACCAGCAAUGUUUUCAAAUAAUGCAGAGUUAAAGAGGAUUGUUAAUUUAUGUUUGCAGUCUCUCCUAGGCUCUGAUCCAGCAAAGCACUUAAGCACAUGCUUAACUAAGCACGUGAGUAGUCCCACUGAAGUCACUUGAGAAUACACACAUGCUUAAAGUUUGAGCACAUGCUUAAGUGGCUUUUCUGGAUCUGGGCCAUAAUGUAUAUGGACAAUAAUCCUGCAGCAUGUGCUGUCAUUCUGGUUCAAAGUUUGUCUUCCUUGGUCCAAAGUACAUCCUCAUGCCCAUUCAUCCUAUAACUUGGACAUGUGAGAUUUUAUGAGAAAAUUCUAAUAGAAGAAAAAAAUCUGCUAAAAAUGUAUCAUGCAAUAACCAUUCUCCUCAAAAGUCUAGUCUCACAAGAAAAGACUAUAUUAAAAUGAUAUUCACAACUGCAUUCAAAAUUAUGAACUACUGUUUGCUUCAAAAUUCUGUAUGGUGGUAGAAAAAAUAGAGAGCACAAGUAUGGGACUGAAAUCUUAAAUAUAUUUUUAAUUUAUAUUACCUCAGACAUGGAUAUAUGAUACCAGUAUUUAAU
Messenger RNA from Mauremys mutica (yellowpond turtle), 4677 nucleotides. RefSeq names its product pannexin 2 (gene PANX2). Gene Ontology annotation, molecular function: channel activity. Gene Ontology annotation, biological process: monoatomic cation transport; positive regulation of interleukin-1 production. The record is from RefSeq and is a predicted model, not a curated record. NCBI's taxonomy places the organism in Eukaryota, Metazoa, Chordata, Testudines, Geoemydidae. The transcript has 3 exons. Bases 1583 to 3223 code for a protein of 546 amino acids.